CCAGAGGCAGAUCCUGGCUGUCGGUGCGAAGCUUUAAAACAUGCUGAGCGUUUCUCUCUCUGAUGAUCCGCCGGUCGCCACCAAAACGAGUUUCUUCGUUUGUUUCACCUCCUGCAGGAUGGAGCAGAUUCUCACUGCAGAAGAGAUGCUGUUUAUGAAUGGACUGAGUGGAAAUGUUGCAGAACCGAACUGUGAUCACCAGCCCUCAUUCGAUUGGCCCACUCAGGAAUCCGAGCUGCAGUACUGCAGUCUGACCAGCAGGGGGCAGAUCAACUCACAGGCUGCCGCUGCUAGCUCCGUCCAUCCUCUGGUCCCCCUCCUCCUCCUCAGCGACAGGCACCUCCCCCUCCGCUCCCCCUACCAGCCAAUCAGCAGGCCCGUUGCCCGGCAGGCCGACCCUCCCUCCUGGACACGCCCCUGUUACCACGGCAACAGCGUUUCCAGGCAGUCGGUGAAGAAGCCGCUGAACGCCUUCAUGCUCUACAUGAAGGAGACGCGACACCAGGUGCUGCAGGAAGGACGGGAGAAGGAGAGCGCCGCCAUAAACCGCAUCCUGGGACGCCGGUGGCGCGCUCUGCCUCGAUCGGAACAGUCCCGGUUCUACGAUCUGGCCCAGAAGGAGCGGCUGCUGCACAUGCAGCUCUACCCCGGCUGGUCUGCCAGGGACAACUACGUACGUACCAAACAUCCUGAACACUCACAGCACACACCUUCAGGAAAAAACUCAGGUUUUCCUUCGUUUCCAGGGAAAGAGGAAGAGGAAGCAGAUGGCGGGAAACUCUUCCAGGUCAGAGGUCAUCUGCACCCAGGUUCAAUGAUCCAGCCAAGAGUCAGACAGCAGCUGCUUGUAAAGAUUUUAUAGACGAUAAUCUGAAACUCUGCACUGAUGUACAGUAAAAAUGAGACAUGGGAAAUGUUUGGGAAUAUUGCAACGUUCUUUAAUGUUCAAAUAAUAUUAGGCAGUCCCGAUCAGAUAUUGAUGUUGAAUAUCGGUCCGAUAUCGGCCAAAGAAAUGAGCAUCGGAUUUAAAUGGAAUGGAUCAAUAAUCUCAGACAGAAGCAGGUCGCUGCAGCAUUUAGUCCGCUCCAACGUUUAGUCCGCUCCAUAUUUUCUGUCCCGGUUCAUAAUAAAUGGGUCAGUUGUUUUCAUACCUAAUGUUUUGACUAUCAUGUUCAGUUUGAAUAAUUUUAAUUGAUGAAGCUUCGUCUCACUUUUCACAAUACAAAAUAAAUAAUAAGUUUCAUCCUGAUAUCGUAUCAGAUAAAUAUGAUCACAGAUAUAUCGGUAUUGAUUUGGAAAUGAAAGUUUUAUUGAAACAUCUUCAUAAUAUCCUGUUUGAAUCCAAUGAGUGUAACCAUGGAAUCCAUUUAAAUGUUUUAUUUUUAUAAAAAUUCACAUUUAAUCAGUUUAAUUCAUGUAAUCCAAAUAAAUCAUUUCAUUCCCGACUGGAAUACAACCAACAACCUGACAGAUUUGGAUGACCGUUUUGUUACUUUUGUUUAAAAUUAUUCUGAAAAGGCUCAAAAAUAUUCAUACACCUCUAAAGCUUCACCACAUCCUGGAUUUCACCUCCGGUAUUCGAUCGCUCGUCUUUCACACUCCACUCCAGCAGGUGGCAGUGAUGCGCCUUCACCGGUUCCACUAAGAAGUUAAAGAACUUGGAAGCAGCAAAAAGGAAAAAACUUCCAUAAUAUCCUGCAUGCCAUCUUUUCUUUGUCCUGUAAAGUGAAAUUUUAUUUUCUGUUUUUAUUCAAGUGUUUCCUCCUAACCUGAGUUUUUCCUGUAAUUAGACGUAGUUUGUGUUUCAUAUAUUGUUAAAUAUUUCCUUCCUCCUGUCUGGAUAUUUACUGUGAAAAUAAAGAAAGUUUCACCAUCUGA
Molecule: messenger RNA, 1878 nt
Organism: Xiphophorus couchianus (Monterrey platyfish)
Lineage: Eukaryota; Metazoa; Chordata; Actinopteri; Cyprinodontiformes; Poeciliidae
Product: transcription factor 7-like
Exons: 6
Coding region: 41-862 (273 amino acids)
Biological process (GO): canonical Wnt signaling pathway; regulation of transcription by RNA polymerase II
Cellular component (GO): chromatin; beta-catenin-TCF complex
Molecular function (GO): RNA polymerase II cis-regulatory region sequence-specific DNA binding; DNA-binding transcription factor activity, RNA polymerase II-specific
Source: RefSeq, a predicted model, not a curated record